This is a messenger RNA of Striga asiatica, 3512 nucleotides long. Lineage: Eukaryota; Viridiplantae; Streptophyta; Magnoliopsida; Lamiales; Orobanchaceae. The record is from the annotation of a GenBank genome assembly.
AAUGAAACUAGCUUGCACUCAAGCAAAAUGGAGUGGGGAGUGGGGACUCAAAAAGAUCAAUAAUAAUUUGGAGUGUUGUUGCGUAAAAAUAGUUGAAUGAGAAAGAGAAAGAGUGUUCUUGUCCAACAAAAAGCUAGCAAUCAAUUGAGUUUGGCUUUGCGCUAAAGUCAAGGAACAUCCAUAUCAGAAAUCCAUAUACUACUUGCCUCUGUUUUCCUCAUUGCUACCUCACUUUCCUUUCAUCUCUCACCUUCACUCCAUGGAGCUCAAUAGGCUCCCCUUGAUAACCAUAUACUUAAUAUUCGCCGUAAUAUGCUUGGCGAUGCAAGCCCUCGCCAUUUUCAUACCAUACAACACCUCCUCGGCCAUCUCGCCCGCCAAAAUCAACGUUCACUUGGUGCCUCACUCACACGACGACGUUGGGUGGCUCAAGACCGUCGAUCAGUACUACUCCGGCGCCAACAAUUCUAUUCGGGGUGCCUGCGUCCAGAACGUGUUGGAUUCUGUAAUCUCCGCUUUAUUGGAUGACAAGAAUCGAAAGUUCAUCUAUGUUGAGAUGGCAUUUUUCCAGAGAUGGUGGAGACAGCAAAGUGACACCCUCAAGGCUAAAGUCAAACAGCUGGUUGACUCUGGUCAACUUGAGUUCAUAAAUGGGGGAAUGUGUAUGCAUGAUGAGGCAACCCCACAUUACAUUGAUUUGAUUGAUCAGACAACUUUGGGACACAGUUUUAUUCUUGAUGAGUUUGGCAAGAAACCAAGAGUUGGGUGGCAGAUUGAUCCUUUUGGGCAUUCUGCUGUUCAGGCUUAUUUGCUAGGUGCAGAGUUGGGGUUUGACUCUCUCUUUUUCGCUCGAAUUGAUUACCAAGAUAGAGCUAAGCGGAGAAAUGAUAAAACUCUUGAGGUUAUAUGGAGGGGCUCAAGGUCCCUUAGUGCAUCUUCUCAGAUAUUCACAGGGAUAUUCCCCAUUCAUUACGAGCCUCCAGAUGGAUUUUCUUUUGAAAUAAAUGAUAUAUCUCCUCCCAUUCAGGACGAUGAUAUCCUGUUCGAUUAUAACGUGCAACAGCGAGUGGAGGAUUUUGUCGCAGCUUCUGUAGCACAGGCAAAUCUAACCCGGACAAAUCAUUUAAUGUGGACUAUGGGAACUGAUUUCCGUUACCAAUAUGCAGUUUCAUGGUUCAGACAAAUGGACAAGUUCAUUCAUUACGUCAAUCUGGAUGGCCGUGUCAAUGCUCUUUAUUCGACACCAUCCAUAUACACGGAUGCGAAACAUGCAGCGCAUGAGAAAUGGCCUCUGAAAACUGGCGACUUUUUCCCGUAUGCAGAUCGGGAGAAUGCAUACUGGACGGGCUACUUUACCAGUAGGCCAACAUUUAAAGGAUAUGUGAGGAUGCUGAGUGGCUACUAUUUAGCUGCAAGACAAUUGGAGUUCUUAAAAGGCAGGUCUGAUUCUGGACCAAAUACGGAUGCAUUAGCUGAUGCCCUGGCUAUAGCUCAACAUCAUGAUGCUGUUAGUGGGACAGAAAGGCAACAUGUUGCUGCUGAUUAUGCUUUGCGACUUUCAAUAGGAUAUAAUGAGGCCGAGAAAGUUGUUGCAUCAUCAUUGGCUAUGUUAACAAGCACAGCCUCAAAAUCUAGUUACACGGAUCCAUUCCCUGAAUUUCAGCAGUGUCCUUUACUGAACAUAAGCUAUUGUCCUCCAUCAGAAGCUAAUUUUACUGAUGAGAAAAGCUUGGUGGUUGUAGCAUACAAUCCUUUAGGAUGGAAAAGAGAAGAGGUCGUCCGCAUUCCUGUUUCUUCUGAAAAUCUGGUGGUUCUGGAUUCUUCUGGAAGGAAGAUUGAGUCACAGCUUCUUCCUCUUUCAAACAUCUCUUUUCCUACCAUAGACUAUCACUUGAAGGCAUAUUUAGGUGUAUCCGCCAGUAGCUCUGCAAGAUAUUGGCUUGCAUUUUCAGCAUCUGUUCCACCCCUUGGUUUCAGCACUUACUUUGUCUCAACUGCAAAACUGGAAGAGCAUAGGUCCGUCAUUUCCAGUGUUUAUACACCAGAAGAAGAUACCAGUAAAACGUUUGAAGUUGGUCAAGGAAACCUAAAGCUAAUUUAUUCAGCAAAUAAAGGAAAGCUCUCACGUUACACAAACAGCAGAAACUCAGUCACUGCAGCAGCCAAGCAAUCAUAUAGUUACUACACUGGUUAUAAUGGUACAGAUAGAGUUUUCCAGGCAUCUGGAGCUUAUGUUUUCCGCCCAAAUGGUACAUUCCCGGUAAAACCUGAAGCCCAGGUUCCUUUCUCUGUCAUGCGAGGUCCAUUACUGGAUGAAGUACACCAGCAGCUCAACAUAUGGUUAUAUCAGGUCACCAGGGUUUACAAGGCAAAGGAAUAUGCCGAAGUCGAGUUUACUAUUGGACCUAUACCUGUGGGUGAUGGAUUUGGAAAGGAGAUAAUAACUCAAAUAAGUACAGGCCUGAAUACGAAUAAGACUUUUUACACAGACUCUAAUGGGCGUGACUUCAUCAAAAGGAUUCGAGAUUAUAGAGAUGAUUGGAACCUGGAGGUACACCAACCAGUUGCGGGCAAUUAUUACCCUAUUAAUCUCGGAAUUUAUCUGGAGGGUGAAACUGUGGAGGUUUCUGUGUUGGUUGACCGGGCAGUUGGUGGGGCGAGCUUGUUGGAUGGUCAAAUAGAGCUUAUGCUUCAUAGGCGGCUGAUCAAUGAUGACUCUAGAGGUGUUGGUGAGGCAUUAAAUGAAGAAGUUUGUGUUCUUGACAGUUGCAAGGGAUUGACGGUUCAAGGGAAGUAUUAUCUCAGAAUUGAUCCGCGAGGGGAAGGAGCAAGGUGGCGUCGGGAAUUUGGACAAGAGAUUUAUUCUCCGCUUCUUCUUGCAUUUUCAGAAGAGGACAGAAAUAGUUGGAUGAGUUCCCACAAAACUACAUUUUCAGCUAUUGAUCAAUCCUAUAGUUUACCAAAAAACAUAGCAGUAAUUACCCUUCAGGAACUUCAAAGUGGCAGGAUUCUUCUUCGCCUGGCUCACCUAUAUGAGAGUGGAGAGGAUGAAGACUACUCAGUGCUGAGUAGUGUAGAACUGAAGAAGCUCUUCCCUGACAAGAAGAUGAAGGUGAGGGAGAUGAGUCUGUCGGCCAACCAAGAAAGGGCAGAGAUGGAGAAGAAGAGGUUAGAGUGGAAGGUGGAGGAAGCAGGCGAAGAACCCAAACGAGUAGUUCGAGGAGGAGCUGUUGAUCCAGCCAAGCUUCUAAUUGAACUUGCUCCUAUGGAGAUUAGGACAUUCAUUAUCGACUUAGACUACCGUAAAGUUUUUUAUUCUUGAAUUGUCCAAUCGUGACGUAUAUGUAUGCAACAAGUAGCAUGCUGUAAUUUUUUAGUUAAGCAUUCCAACUAUUCCCAUUUUCGCAGAGAAACCGGCCAAGCACAAGCUGUGUGUGUUGUCUUUACUAUUCCUUUCAUUUCAUCUUUGGUUGGCAGAGUAUUACUAUUAUAAUAAUAAAAAAAGGUAGAAC